AUGGAAAUCUGGCGCCGGCGCACCAAUCCGACGCCGGUGGAACCAUCGCACCCCAUUUUAUGGAUAUCUGGCCCCGGCGCACCAAUCCGACGCCGUUGGGCUCCUGGCAACCCACUUUAUGGAUAUCUGGCCCCGGCGCACCAAUCCGACGCCGUUGGACACAUGGCAACCCACUUUAUGGAUAUCUGGCGCCGGCGCACCAAUCCGACGCCGUUGGAACCAUCGGGCAACCCACUUUAUGGAUAUCUGGCGCCGGCGCACCAAUCCGACGCCGGUGGAACCAUCCCACCCCAUUUUAUGGAUAUCUGGCGCCGGCGCACCAAUCCGACGCCGUUGGAACCAUCGCAACCCAUUUUAUGGAUAUCUGGCCCCGGCGCACCAAUCCGACGCCGUUGGGCUCCUGGCAACCCACUUUAUGGAUAUCUGGCGCCGGCGCACCAAUCCGACGCCGUUGGAACCAUCGCAACCCACUUUAUGGAUAUCUGGCCCCGGCGCACCAAUCCGACGCCGUUGGGCUCCAUGGCAACCCACUUUAUGGAUAUCUGGCGCCGGCGCACCAAUCCGACGCCGUUGGGCUCAUGGCAACCCACUUUUAUGGAUAUCUGGCGCCGGCGCACCAAUCCGACGCCGUUGGGCUCAUGGCAACCCAAUUUAUGGAUAUCUGGCGCCGGCGCACCAAUCCGACGCCGUUGGGCUCGUGGCAACCCACUUUAUGGAUAUCUGGCGCCGGCGCACCAAUCCGACGCCGUUGGACCCAUGGCAACCCACUUUAUGGAUAUCUGGCGCCGGCGCACCAAUCCGACGCCGUUGGGCUCAUGGCAACCCACUUUAUGGAUAUCUGGCGCCGGCGCACCAAUCCGACGCCGGUGGAACCAUCACACCCCACUUUAUGGAUAUCUGGCGUCGGCGCACCAAUCCGACGCCGGUGGGCCCAUCGCACCCCACUUUAUGGAUAUCUGGCGCCGGCGCACCAAUCCGACGCCGUUGGGCUCCUGGCAACCCACUUUAUGGAUAUCUGGCGCCGGCGCACCAAUCCGACGCCGUUGGGGAACCAUGGCAACCCACUUUAUGGAUAUCUGGCGCCGGCGCACCAAUCCGACGCCGGUGGAACCAUGGCAACCCACUUUAUGGAUAUCUGGCGCCGGCGCACCAAUCCGACGCCGGUGGGCUCAUGGCAACCCACUUUAUGGAUAUCUGGCGCCGGCGCACCAAUCCGACGCCGUUGGGCUCCUGGCAACCCACUUUAUGGAUAUCUGGCGCCGGCGCACCAAUCCGACGCCGUUGGGCUCCCUGGCAACCCACUUUAUGGAUAUCUGGCGCCGGCGCACCAAUCCGACGCCGGUGGAACCAUCGCACCCCACUUUAUGGAUAUCUGGCGCCGGCGCACCAAUCCGACGCCGUUGGGCUCCUGGCAACCCACUUUAUGGAUAUCUGGCCCCGGCGCACCAAUCAGACGCCGUUGGGCUCCUGGCAACCCACUUUAUGGAUAUCUGGUGCCGGCGCACCAAUCCGACGCCGGUGGAACCAUCGCACCCCACUUUAUGGAUAUCUGGCGCCGGCGCACCAAUCCGACUCUGGUGUACCCUACGAAACCUAUUUUAUGGAAAUCUGGCGCCGGCGCACCAAUCCGACGCCGUUGGGCUCCUGGCAACCCACUUUAUGGAUAUCUGGCGCCGGCGCACCAAUCCGACGCCGUUGGGCUCCUGGCAACCCACUUUAUGGAUAUCUGGCGCCGGCGCACCAAUCCGACGCCGUUGGGCUCCUGGCAACCCACUUUAUGGAUAUCUGGCGCCGGCGCACCAAUCCGACGCCGUUGGGCUCCUGGCAACCCACUUUAUGGAUAUCUGGCGCCGGCGCACCAAUCCGACGCCGUUGGACCCAUGGCACCCCACUUUAUGGAUAUCUGGCGCCGGCGCACCAAUCCGACGCCGUUGGGCUCCUGGCAACCCACUUUAUGGAUAUCUGGCCCCGGCGCACCAAUCCGACGCCGUUGGGCUGGUGGCAACCCACUUUAUGGAUAUCUGGCCCCGGCGCACCAAUCCGACGCCGUUGGGCUCCUGGCAACCCACUUUAUGGAUAUCUGGCGCCGGCGCACCAAUCCGACGCCGGUGGAACCAUCGCACCCCACUUUAUGGAUAUCUGGCGCCGGCGCAGCAAUCCGACGCCGGUGGAACCAUGACGCCGUUGGGCUCUGGCAACCCACUUUAUGGAUAUCUGGCGCCCGGCGCACCAAUCCGACGCCGUUGGGCUCGUGGCAACCCACUUUAUGGAUAUCUGGCGCCGGCGCACCAAUCCGACGCCGUUGGGCUCAUGGCAACCCACUUUAUGGAUAUCUGGCGCCGGCGCACCAAUCCGACGCCGUUGGGCUCCUGGCAACCCACUUUAUGGAUAUCUGGCGCCGGCGCACCAAUCCGACGCCGUUGGGCUCCUGGCAACCCACUUUAUGGAUAUCUGGCGCCGGCGCACCAAUCCGACGCCGUUGGGCUCGUGAAUGGCCGACAACCCAAUUUAUGGAUAUCUGGCGCCGGCGCACCAAUCCGACGCCGUUGGGCUCCUGGCAACCCACUUUAUGGAUAUCUGGCGCCGGCGCACCAAUCCGACGCCGUUGGGCUCCCACUUUAUGGCAACCCACUUUAUGGAUAUCUGGCGCCGGCGCACCAAUCCGACGCCGUUGGGCUCCUGGCAACCCACUUUAUGGAUAUCUGGCGCCGGCGCACCAAUCCGACGCCGUUGGGCUCCUGGCAACCCACUUUAUGGAUAUCUGGCGCCGGCGCACCAAUCCGACGCCGUUGGGCUCCUGGCAACCCACUUUAUGGAUAUCUGGCGCCGGCGCACCAAUCCGACGCCGGUGGAACCAUGGCACCCCACUUUAUGGAUAUCUGGCGCCGGCGCACCAAUCCGACGCCGUUGGGCUCCUGGCAACCCACUUUAUGGAUAUCUGGCGCCGGCGCACCAAUCCGACGCCGUUGGGCUCCUGGCAACCCACUUUAUGGAUAUCUGGCGCCGGCGCACCAAUCCGACGCCGGUGGAACCAUCGCACCCCAUUUUAUGGAUAUCUGGCGCCGGCGCACCAAUCCGACGCCGUUGGGCUCCUGGCAACCCACUUUAUGGAUAUCUGGCGCCGGCGCACCAAUCCGACGCCGUUGGAACCCUGGCAACCCACUUUAUGGAUAUCUGGCCCCGGCGCACCAAUCCGACGCCGUUGGAGCUCCUGGCAACCCACUUUAUGGAUAUCUGGCGCCGGCGCACCAAUCCGACGCCGCUGGACUGCUGGCAACCCACUUUAUGGAUAUCUGGCGCCGGCGCACCAAUCCGACGCCGUUGGGCUCCUGGCAACCCACUUUAUGGAUAUCUGGCGCCGGCGCACCAAUCCGACGCCGUUGGGCUCCUGGCAACCCACUUUAUGGAUAUCUGGCGCCGGCGCACCAAUCCGACGCCGUUGGACCCAUGGCAACCCACUUUAUGGAUAUCUGGCGCCGGCGCACCAAUCCGACGCCGUUGGACUCCAUGGCAACCCACUUUAUGGAUAUCUGGCGCCGGCGCACCAAUCCGACGCCGGUGGAACCAUCGCAACCCACUUUAUGGAUAUCUGGCGCCGGCGCACCAAUCCGACGCCGUUGGGCUCAUGGCAACCCACUUUAUGGAUAUCUGGCGCCGGCGCACCAAUCCGACGCCGUUGGGCUCCUGGCAACCCACUUUAUGGAUAUCUGGCCCCGGCGCACCAAUCCGACGCCGUUGGGCUGCUGGCAACCCACUUUAUGGAUAUCUGGCGCCGGCGCACCAAUCCGACGCCGUUGGGCUCCUGGCAACCCACUUUAUGGAUAUCUGGCGCCGGCGCACCAAUCCGACGCCGUUGGACCCAUGGCAACCCACUUUAUGGAUAUCUGGCGCCGGCGCACCAAUCCGACGCCGUUGGGCUCCUGGCAACCCACUUUAUGGAUAUCUGGCGCCGGCGCACCAAUCCGACGCCGUUGGGCUCCAUGGCAACCCACUUUAUGGAUAUCUGGCGCCGGCGCACCAAUCCGACGCCGUUGGGACCCUGGCAACCCACUUUAUGGAUAUCUGGCGCCGGCGCACCAAUCCGACGCCGUUGGGCUCCUGGCAACCCACUUUAUGGAUAUCUGGCGCCGGCGCACCAAUCCGACGCCGUUGGGCUCCUGGCAACCCACUUUAUGGAUAUCUGGCGCCGGCGCACCAAUCCGACGCCGUUGGGCUCGUGGCAACCCACUUUAUGGAUAUCUGGCGCCGGCGCACCAAUACGACGCCGUUGGGCUCGUGGCAACUCUCUUUAUGGAUAUCUGGCCUCCGCUCACCAAUCCGACGCCGUUGGGCUGCUGGCAACCCACUUUAUGGAUAUCUGGCGCCGGCGCACCAAUCCGACGCCGUUGGGCUCGUGGCAACCCACUUUAUGGAAAUCUGGCGCCGGCGCACCAAUCCGACGCCGUUGGGCCCAUCGCAACCCACUUUAUGGAUAUCUGGCGCCGGCGCACCAAUCCGACGCCGUUGGGCUCCAUGGCAACCCACUUUAUGGAUAUCUGGCGCCGGCGCACCAAUCCGACGCCGUUGGGCUCCUGGCAACCCACUUUAUGGAUAUCUGGCGCCGGCGCACCAAUCCGACGCCGUUGGGCUCCUGGCAACCCACUUUAUGGAUAUCUGGCGCCGGCGCACCAAUCCGACGCCGUUGGGCUCCUGGCAACCCACUUUAUGGAUAUCUGGCGCCGGCGCACCAAUCCGACGCCGGUGGAACCAUGGCAACCCACUUUAUGGAUAUCUGGCGCCGGCGCACCAAUCCGACGCCGUUGGGCUCCUGGCAACCCACUUUAUGGAUAUCUGGCGCCGGCGCACCAAUCCGACGCCGUUGGGCUCCUGGCAACCCACUUUAUGGAUAUCUGGCCCCGGCGCACCAAUCCGACGCCGUUGGGCUCAUGGCAACCCACUUUAUGGAUAUCUGGCGCCGGCGCACCAAUCCGACGCCGUUGGGCUCCUGGCAACCCACUUUAUGGAUAUCUGGCGCCGGCGCACCAAUCCGACUCUGGUGUACCCUACGAAACCUAUUUUAUGGAAAUCUGGCGCCGGCGCACCAAUCCGACGCCGUUGGGCUGCUGGCAACCCACUUUAUGGAUAUCUGGCCCCGGCGCACCAAUCCGACGCCGUUGGGCUCCUGGCAACCCACUUUAUGGAUAUCUGGCGCCGGCGCACCAAUCCGACGCCGUUGGGCUCCUGGCAACCCACUUUAUGGAUAUCUGGCGCCGGCGCACCAAUCCGACGCCGUUGGGCUCCUGGCAACCCACUUUAUGGAUAUCUGGCGCCGGCGCACCAAUCCGACGCCGUUGGGCUCCUGGCAACCCACUUUAUGGAUAUCUGGCGCCGGCGCACCAAUCCGACGCCGUUGGGCUCCUGGCAACCCACUUUAUGGAUAUCUGGCGCCGGCGCACCAAUCCGACGCCGUUGGACCCCUGGCAACCCACUUUAUGGAUAUCUGGCGCCGGCGCACCAAUCCGACGCCGUUGGGCUCCUGGCAACCCACUUUAUGGAUAUCUGGCGCCGGCGCACCAAUCCGACGCCGUUGUACUCCUGGCAACCCAUUUUAUGGAUAUCUGGCGCCGGCGCACCAAUCCGACGCCGUUGGGCUCCUGGCAACCCACUUUAUGGAUAUCUGGCGCCGGCGCACCAAUCCGACGCCGUUGGAACCAUCGCAACCCACUUUAUGGAUAUCUGGCGCCGGCGCACCAAUCCGACGCCGUUGGGCUCCUGGCAACCCACUUUAUGGAUAUCUGGCGCCGGCGCACCAAUCCGACGCCGUUGGACUCCUGGCAACCCACUUUAUGGAUAUCUGGCGCCGGCGCACCAAUCCGACGCCGUUGGGCUCCUGGCAACCCACUUUAUGGAUAUCUGGCGCCGGCGCACCAAUCCGACGCCGUUGGGCUCCUGGCAACCCACUUUAUGGAUAUCUGGCGCCGGCGCACCAAUCCGACGCCGUUGGGCUCCUGGCAACCCACUUUAUGGAUAUCUGGCGCCGGCGCACCAAUCCGACGCCGUUGGGCUCAUGGCAACCCACUUUAUGGAUAUCUGGCGCCGGCGCACCAAUCCGACGCCGUUGGGCUCCUGGCAACCCACUUUAUGGAUAUCUGGCGCCGGCGCACCAAUCCGACGCCGUUGGGCUCCUGGCAACCCACUUUAUGGAUAUCUGGCGCCGGCGCACCAAUCCGACGCCGUUGGGCUCCUGGCAACCCACUUUAUGGAUAUCUGGCGCCGGCGCACCAAUCCGACGCCGUUGGGCUCCUGGCAACCCACUUUAUGGAUAUCUGGCGCCGGCGCACCAAUCCGACGCCGUUGGGCUCCAUGGCAACCCACUUUAUGGAUAUCUGGCGCCGGCGCACCAAUCCGACGCCGUUGGGCUCCUGGCAACCCACUUUAUGGAUAUCUGGCGCCGGCGCACCAAUCCGACGCCGUUGGGCUCCUGGCAACCCACUUUAUGGAUAUCUGGCGCCGGCGCACCAAUCCGACGCCGGUGGAACCAUCGCACCCCAUUUUAUGGAUAUCUGGCGCCGGCGCACCAAUCCGACGCCGUUGGGCUCCUGGCAACCCACUUUAUGGAUAUCUGGCGCCGGCGCACCAAUCCGACGCCGUUGGGCUCCUGGCAACCCACUUUAUGGAUAUCUGGCGCCGGCGCACCAAUCCGACGCCGUUGGGCUCCUGGCAACCCACUUUAUGGAUAUCUGGCGCCGGCGCACCAAUCCGACGCCGUUGGGCUCAUGGCAACCCACUUUAUGGAUAUCUGGCGCCGGCGCACCAAUCCGACGCCGUUGGGCUCCAUGGCAACCCACUUUAUGGAUAUCUGGCGCCGGCGCACCAAUCCGACGCCGUUGGGCUCCUGGCAACCCACUUUAUGGAUAUCUGGCGCCGGCGCACCAAUCCGACGCCGUUGGGCUCCAUGGCAACCCACUUUAUGGAUAUCUGGCGCCGGCGCACCAAUCCGACGCCGUUGGGCUCCUGGCAACCCACUUUAUGGAUAUCUGGCCCCGGCGCACCAAUCCGACGCCGUUGGGCUCCUGGCAACCCACUUUAUGGAUAUCUGGCGCCGGCGCACCAAUCCGACGCCGGUGGAACCAUCGCACCCCACUUUAUGGAUAUCUGGCGCCGGCGCACCAAUCCGACGCCGUUGGGCUCCUGGCAACCCACUUUAUGGAUAUCUGGCGCCGGCGCACCAAUCCGACGCCGUUGGGCUCCUGGCAACCCACUUUAUGGAUAUCUGGCGCCGGCGCACCAAUCCGACGCCGUUGGGCUCCAUGGCAACCCACUUUAUGGAUAUCUGGCGCCGGCGCACCAAUCCGACGCCGUUGGGCUCCAUGGCAACCCACUUUAUGGAUAUCUGGCGCCGGCGCACCAAUCCGACGCCGUUGGGCUCCUGGCAACCCACUUUAUGGAUAUCUGGCGCCGGCGCACCAAUCCGACGCCGUUGGGCUCCUGGCAACCCACUUUAUGGAUAUCUGGCGCCGGCGCACCAAUCCGACGCCGUUGGGCUCCUGGCAACCCACUUUAUGGAUAUCUGGCGCCGGCGCACCAAUCCGACGCCGUUGGGCUCCUGGCAACCCACUUUAUGGAUAUCUGGCGCCGGCGCACCAAUCCGACGCCGUUGGGCUCCUGGCAACCCACUUUAUGGAUAUCUGGCGCCGGCGCACCAAUCCGACGCCGUUGGGCUCCUGGCAACCCACUUUAUGGAUAUCUGGCGCCGGCGCACCAAUCCGACGCCGUUGGGCUCCUGGCAACCCACUUUAUGGAUAUCUGGCGCCGGCGCACCAAUCCGACGCCGUUGGGCUCCUGGCAACCCACUUUAUGGAUAUCUGGCCCCGGCGCACCAAUCCGACGCCGUUGGGCUCAUCGGCAACCCACUUUAUGGAUAUCUGGCGCCGGCGCACCAAUCCGACGCCGUUGGGCUCCUGGCAACCCACUUUAUGGAUAUCUGGCGCCGGCGCACCAAUCCGACGCCGUUGGAACCAUCGCACCCCAUUUUAUGGAUAUCUGGCCCCGGCGCACCAAUCCGACGCCGUUGGGCUCGUGGCAACCCACUUUAUGGAUAUCUGGCGCCGGCGCACCAAUCCGACGCCGGUGGGACCAUGGCAACCCACUUUAUGGAUAUCUGGCGCCGGCGCACCAAUCCGACGCCGUUGGGCUCCUGGCAACCCACUUUAUGGAUAUCUGGCCCCGGCGCACCAAUCCGACGCCGUUGGGCUCCUGGCAACCCACUUUAUGGAUAUCUGGCGCCGGCGCACCAAUCCGACGCCGUUGGGCUCAUGGCAACCCACUUUAUGGAUAUCUGGCGCCGGCGCACCAAUCCGACGCCGUUGGGCUCCUGGCAACCCACUUUAUGGAUAUCUGGCGCCGGCGCACCAAUCCGACGCCGUUGGGCUCAUGGCAACCCACUUUAUGGAUAUCUGGCGCCGGCGCACCAAUCCGACGCCGUUGGGCCAUCGUGGCAACCCACUUUAUGGAUAUCUGGCGCCGGCGCACCAAUCCGACGCCGUUGGAACCAUGGCAACCCAUUUUAUGGAUAUCUGGCCCCGGCGCACCAAUCCGACGCCGUUGGGCUCCUGGCAACCCACUUUAUGGAUAUCUGGCGCCGGCGCACCAAUCCGACGCCGUUGGGCUCAUGGCAACCCACUUUAUGGAUAUCUGGCGCCGGCGCACCAAUCCGACGCCGUUGGGCUCCAUGGCAACCCACUUUAUGGAUAUCUGGCGCCGGCGCACCAAUCCGACGCCGUUGGGCUCCUGGCAACCCACUUUAUGGAUAUCUGGCGCCGGCGCACCAAUCCGACGCCGUUGGAACCAUGGCAACCCACUUUAUGGAUAUCUGGCGCCGGCGCACCAAUCCGACGCCGUUGGGCUCCUGGCAACCCACUUUAUGGAUAUCUGGCGCCGGCGCACCAAUCCGACGCCGUUGGGCUCAUGGCAACCCACUUUAUGGAUAUCUGGCGCCGGCGCACCAAUCCGACGCCGUUGGGCUCCUGGCAACCCACUUUAUGGAUAUCUGGCGCCGGCGCACCAAUCCGACGCCGUUGGGCUCAUGGCAACCCACUUUAUGGAUAUCUGGCGCCGGCGCACCAAUCCGACGCCGUUGGGCUCCUGGCAACCCACUUUAUGGAUAUCUGGCGCCGGCGCACCAAUCCGACGCCGUUGGGCUCCUGGCAACCCACUUUAUGGAUAUCUGGCGCCGGCGCACCAAUCCGACGCCGUUGGGCUCAUGGCAACCCACUUUAUGGAUAUCUGGCGCCGGCGCACCAAUCCGACUCCGUUGUACCCUACGAAACCUAUUUUAUGGAAAUCUGGCGCCGGCGCACCAAUCCGACGCCGUUGGGCUCCUGGCAACCCACUUUAUGGAUAUCUGGCGCCGGCGCACCAAUCCGACGCCGUUGGGCUCCUGGCAACCCACUUUAUGGAUAUCUGGCGCCGGCGCACCAAUCCGACCCUGGUGUACCCUACGAAACCUAUUUUAUGGAAAUCUGGCGCCGGCGCACCAAUCCGACGCCGUUGGGCUGCUGGCAACCCACUUUAUGGAUAUCUGGCGCCGGCGCACCAAUCCGACGCCGUUGGGCUCCUGGCAACCCACUUUAUGGAUAUCUGGCGCCGGCGCACCAAUCCGACGCCGUUGGGCUCCUGGCAACCCACUUUAUGGAUAUCUGGCGCCGGCGCACCAAUCCGACGCCGGUGGAACCAUCGCAACCCACUUUAUGGAUAUCUGGCGCCGGCGCACCAAUCCGACGCCGUUGGGCUCCUGGCAACCCACUUUAUGGAUAUCUGGCGCCGGCGCACCAAUCCGACGCCGUUGGGCUCGUGGCAACCCACUUUAUGGAUAUCUGGCGCCGGCGCACCAAUCCGACGCCGUUGGGCUCCUGGCAACCCACUUUAUGGAUAUCUGGCGCCGGCGCACCAAUCCGACGCCGUUGGGCUCCUGGCAACCCACUUUAUGGAUAUCUGGCGCCGGCGCACCAAUCCGACGCCGUUGGAACCAUCGCACCCCACUUUAUGGAUAUCUGGCCCCGGCGCACCAAUCCGACGCCGUUGGGCUCCUGGCAACCCACUUUAUGGAUAUCUGGCGCCGGCGCACCAAUCCGACGCCGGUGGAACCAUCGCACCCCACUUUAUGGAUAUCUGGCGCCGGCGCACCAAUCCGACGCCGUUGGGCUCCUGGCAACCCACUUUAUGGAUAUCUGGCGCCGGCGCACCAAUCCGACGCCGUUGGGCUCCUGGCAACCCACUUUAUGGAUAUCUGGCGCCGGCGCACCAAUCCGACGCCGUUGGGCUCCUGGCAACCCACUUUAUGGAUAUCUGGCGCCGGCGCACCAAUCCGACGCCGUUGGGCUCCUGGCAACCCACUUUAUGGAUAUCUGGCGCCGGCGCACCAAUCCGACGCCGUUGGACUCAUGGCAACCCAUUUUAUGGAUAUCUGGCCCCGGCGCACCAAUCCGACGCCGUUGGGCUCGUGGCAACCCACUUUAUGGAUAUCUGGCGCCGGCGCACCAAUCCGACGCCGUUGGGCUCCUGGCAACCCACUUUAUGGAUAUCUGGCGCCGGCGCACCAAUCCGACGCCGUUGGGCUCCUGGCAACCCACUUUAUGGAUAUCUGGCGCCGGCGCACCAAUCCGACGCCGUUGGGCUCCUGGCAACCCACUUUAUGGAUAUCUGGCGCCGGCGCACCAAUCCGACGCCGUUGGGCUCGUGGCAACCCACUUUAUGGAUAUCUGGCGCCGGCGCACCAAUCCGACGCCGUUGGAACCAUCGCAACCCAUUUUAUGGAUAUCUGGUCCUGGCGCGGCAAUCCGACGCCGUUGGGCUCGUGGCAACCCACUUUAUGGAUAUCUGGCGCCGGCGCACCAAUACGACGCCGUUGGGCUCCUCGGCAACCCACUUUAUGGAUAUCUGGCCCCGGCGCACCAAUCCGACGCCGUUGGGCUCAUGGCAACCCACUUUAUGGAUAUCUGGCGCCGGCGCACCAAUCCGACGCCGUUGGGCUCGUGGCAACCCACUUUAUGGAUAUCUGGCGCCGGCGCACCAAUCCGACGCCGUUGGGCUCAUGGCAACCCACUUUAUGGAUAUCUGGCCCCGGCGCACCAAUCCGACGCCGUUGGGCUCCUGGCAACCCACUUUAUGGAUAUCUGGCGCCGGCGCACCAAUCCGACGCCGUUGGGCUCCUGGCAACCCACUUUAUGGAUAUCUGGCGCCGGCGCACCAAUCCGACGCCGUUGGGCUCCUGGCAACCCACUUUAUGGAUAUCUGGCGCCGGCGCACCAAUCCGACGCCGUUGGGCUCAUGGCAACCCACUUUAUGGAUAUCUGGCGCCGGCGCACCAAUCCGACGCCGUUGGGCUCAUGGCAACCCACUUUAUGGAUAUCUGGCGCCGGCGCACCAAUCCGACGCCGUUGGGCUCAUGGCAACCCACUUUAUGGAUAUCUGGCGCCGGCGCACCAAUCCGACGCCGUUGGGCUCGUGGCAACCCACUUUAUGGAUAUCUGGCGCCGGCGCACCAAUCCGACGCCGUUGGAACCAUCGCAACCCAUUUUAUGGAUAUCUGGCGCCGGCGCACCAAUCCGACGCCGUUGGGCUCCUGGCAACCCACUUUAUGGAUAUCUGGCGCCGGCGCACCAAUCCGACGCCGGUGGAACCAUCGCACCCCAUUUUAUGGAUAUCUGGCCCCGGCGCACCAAUCCGACGCCGUUGGGCUCCUGGCAACCCACUUUAUGGAUAUCUGGCGCCGGCGCACCAAUCCGACGCCGUUGGGCUCAUGGCAACCCACUUUAUGGAUAUCUGGCGCCGGCGCACCAAUCCGACGCCGUUGGGCUCCUGGCAACCCACUUUAUGGAUAUCUGGCGCCGGCGCACCAAUCCGACGCCGUUGGGCUCCUGGCAACCCACUUUAUGGAUAUCUGGCGCCGGCGCACCAAUCCGACGCCGGUGGAACCAUCGCACCCCACUUUAUGGAUAUCUGGCGCCGGCGCACCAAUCCGACGCCGUUGGGCUCGUGGCAACCCACUUUAUGGAUAUCUGGCGCCGGCGCACCAAUCCGACGCCGUUGGGCUCGUGGCAACCCACUUUAUGGAUAUCUGGCGCCGGCGCACCAAUCCGACGCCGUUGGGCUCCUGGCAACCCACUUUAUGGAUAUCUGGCGCCGGCGCACCAAUCCGACGCCGUUGGGCUCGUGGCAACCCACUUUAUGGAUAUCUGGCGCCGGCGCACCAAUACGACGCCGUUGGAACCAUCGCACCUCAUUUUAUGGAUAUCUGGCCCCCGCGCACCAAUUCGACGCCGUUGGGCUCGUGGCAACCCACUUUAUGGAUAUCUGGCGCCGGCGCACCAAUCCGACGCCGUUGGGCUCGUGGCAACCCACUUUAUGGAUAUCUGGCGCCGGCGCACCAAUCCGACGCCGUUGGGCUCCUGGCAACCCACUUUAUGGAUAUCUGGCGCCGGCGCACCAAUCCGACGCCGUUGGGCUCCUGGCAACCCACUUUAUGGAUAUCUGGCGCCGGCGCACCAAUCCGACGCCGUUGGGCUCCUGGCAACCCACUUUAUGGAUAUCUGGCGCCGGCGCACCAAUCCGACGCCGUUGGGCUCAUGGCAACCCACUUUAUGGAUAUCUGGCCCCGGCGCACCAAUCCGACGCCGUUGGGCUCGUGGCAACCCACUUUAUGGAUAUCUGGCGCCGGCGCACCAAUCCGACGCCGUUGGGCUCCUGGCAACCCACUUUAUGGAUAUCUGGCGCCGGCGCACCAAUCCGACGCCGUUGGGCUCCUGGCAACCCACUUUAUGGAUAUCUGGCGCCGGCGCACCAAUCCGACGCCGUUGGGCUCGUGGCAACCCACUUUAUGGAUAUCUGGCCCCGGCGCACCAAUCCGACGCCGUUGGGCUCAUGGCAACCCACUUUAUGGAUAUCUGGCGCCGGCGCACCAAUCCGACGCCGUUGGGCUCCUGGCAACCCACUUUAUGGAUAUCUGGCGCCGGCGCACCAAUCCGACGCCGUUGGGCUCCUGGCAACCCACUUUAUGGAUAUCUGGCGCCGGCGCACCAAUCCGACGCCGUUGGGCUCCUGGCAACCCACUUUAUGGAUAUCUGGCGCCGGCGCACCAAUCCGACGCCGACGCCGUUGGGCUCCUGGCAACCCACUUUAUGGAUAUCUGGCGCCGGCGCACCAAUCCGACGCCGUUGGGCUCGUGGCAACCCACUUUAUGGAUAUCUGGCGCCGGCGCACCAAUCCGACGCCGUUGGGCCCCUGGCAACCCACUUUAUGGAUAUCUGGCGCCGGCGCACCAAUCCGACGCCGUUGGGCUCCUGGCAACCCACUUUAUGGAUAUCUGGCGCCGGCGCACCAAUCCGACGCCGUUGGGCUGCUGGCAACCCACUUUAUGGAUAUCUGGCGCCGGCGCACCAAUCCGACGCCGUUGGGCUCCUGGCAACCCACUUUAUGGAUAUCUGGCGCCGGCGCACCAAUCCGACGCCGUUGGGCUCCUGGCAACCCACUUUAUGGAUAUCUGGCGCCGGCGCACCAAUCCGACGCCGUUGGGCUCCUGGCAACCCACUUUAUGGAUAUCUGGCGCCGGCGCACCAAUCCGACGCCGUUGGGCUCAUGGCAACCCACUUUAUGGAUAUCUGGCGCCGGCGCACCAAUCCGACGCCGGUGGAACCAUCGCAACCCAUUUUAUGGAAAUCUGGCGCCGGCGCACCAAUCCGACGCCGUUGGGCUCCUGGCAACCCACUUUAUGGAUAUCUGGCGCCGGCGCACCAAUCCGACGCCGUUGGGCUCGUGGCAACCCACUUUAUGGAUAUCUGGCGCCGGCGCACCAAUCCGACGCCGUUGGGCUCCUGGCAACCCACUUUAUGGAUAUCUGGCGCCGGCGCACCAAUCCGACGCCGUUGGGCUCCUGGCAACCCACUUUAUGGAUAUCUGGCGCCGGCGCACCAAUCCGACGCCGUUGGGCUCAUGGCAACCCACUUUAUGGAUAUCUGGCGCCGGCGCACCAAUCCGACGCCGUUGGGCUCCUGGCAACCCACUUUAUGGAUAUCUGGCGCCGGCGCACCAAUCCGACGCCGUUGGGCUCCUGGCAACCCACUUUAUGGAUAUCUGGCGCCGGCGCACCAAUCCGACGCCGUUGGGACCAUGGCAACCCACUUUAUGGAUAUCUGGCGCCGGCGCACCAAUCCGACGCCGUUGGGCUCCUGGCAACCCACUUUAUGGAUAUCUGGCGCCGGCGCACCAAUCCGACGCCGUUGGGCUCUCUGGCAACCCACUUUAUGGAUAUCUGGCGCCGGCGCACCAAUCCGACGCCGUUGGGCUCCUGGCAACCCACUUUAUGGAUAUCUGGCCCCGGCGCACCAAUCCGACGCCGUUGGGCUCCUGGCAACCCACUUUAUGGAUAUCUGGCGCCGGCGCACCAAUCCGACGCCGUUGGGCUCCUGGCAACCCACUUUAUGGAUAUCUGGCGCCGGCGCACCAAUCCGACGCCGUUGGGCUCCUGGCAACCCACUUUAUGGAUAUCUGGCGCCGGCGCACCAAUCCGACGCCGUUGGGCUCGUGGCAACCCACUUUAUGGAUAUCUGGCCCCGGCGCACCAAUCCGACGCCGGUGGAACCAUCGCACCCCAUUUUAUGGAUAUCUGGCCCCGGCGCACCAAUCCGACGCCGUUGGGCUCCUGGCAACCCACUUUAUGGAUAUCUGGCGCCGGCGCACCAAUCCGACGCCGUUGGGCUCCUGGCAACCCACUUUAUGGAUAUCUGGCGCCGGCGCACCAAUCCGACGCCGUUGGGCUCCUGGCAACCCACUUUAUGGAUAUCUGGCGCCGGCGCACCAAUCCGACGCCGUUGGGCUCAUGGCAACCCACUUUAUGGAUAUCUGGCGCCGGCGCACCAAUCCGACGCCGUUGGGCUCCUGGCAACCCACUUUAUGGAUAUCUGGCGCCGGCGCACCAAUCCGACGCCGUUGGGCUCCAUGGCAACCCACUUUAUGGAUAUCUGGCGCCGGCGCACCAAUCCGACGCCGUUGGGCUCCUGGCAACCCACUUUAUGGAUAUCUGGCGCCGGCGCACCAAUCCGACGCCGUUGGGCUCCUGGCAACCCACUUUAUGGAUAUCUGGCGCCGGCGCACCAAUCCGACGCCGUUGGGCUCCUCGGCAACCCACUUUAUGGAUAUCUGGCGCCGGCGCACCAAUCCGACGCCGUUGGGCUCCUGGCAACCCACUUUAUGGAUAUCUGGCGCCGGCGCACCAAUCCGACGCCGUUGGGCUCCUGGCAACCCACUUUAUGGAUAUCUGGCGCCGGCGCACCAAUCCGACGCCGUUGGAACCAUCGCAACCCACUUUAUGGAUAUCUGGCGCCGGCGCACCAAUCCGACGCCGUUGGGCUCCUGGCAACCCACUUUAUGGAUAUCUGGCGCCGGCGCACCAAUCCGACGCCGUUGGGCUCCUGGCAACCCACUUUAUGGAUAUCUGGCGCCGGCGCACCAAUCCGACGCCGUUGGCACCAUGGCAACCCACUUUAUGGAUAUCUGGCGCCGGCGCACCAAUCCGACGCCGUUGGGCUCCUGGCAACCCACUUUAUGGAUAUCUGGCGCCGGCGCACCAAUCCGACGCCGUUGGGCUCCUGGCAACCCACUUUAUGGAUAUCUGGCCCCGGCGCACCAAUCAGACGCCGUUGGGCUCCUGGCAACCCACUUUAUGGAUAUCUGGCGCCGGCGCACCAAUCCGACGCCGUUGGGCUCAUGGCAACCCACUUUAUGGAUAUCUGGCGCCGGCGCACCAAUCCGACGCCGUUGGGCUCCUGGCAACCCACUUUAUGGAUAUCUGGCGCCGGCGCACCAAUCCGACGCCGUUGGGCCAUCCUGGCAACCCACUUUAUGGAUAUCUGGCGCCGGCGCACCAAUCCGACGCCGUUGGGCUCCUGGCAACCCACUUUAUGGAUAUCUGGCGCCGGCGCACCAAUCCGACGCCGUUGGGCUCCUGGCAACCCACUUUAUGGAUAUCUGGCGCCGGCGCACCAAUCCGACGCCGUUGGGCUCCUGGCAACCCACUUUAUGGAUAUCUGGCGCCGGCGCACCAAUCCGACGCCGGUGGAACCAUCGCACCCCAUUUUAUGGAUAUCUGGCCCCGGCGCACCAAUCCGACGCCGUUGGGCUCCUGGCAACCCACUUUAUGGAUAUCUGGCGCCGGCGCACCAAUCCGACGCCGUUGGACCCAUCGCAACCCACUUUAUGGAUAUCUGGCGCCGGCGCACCAAUCCGACGCCGUUGGGCUCCUGGCAACCCACUUUAUGGAUAUCUGGCGCCGGCGCACCAAUCCGACGCCGGUGGAACCAUCGCAACCCACUUUAUGGAUAUCUGGCGCCGGCGCACCAAUCCGACGCCGUUGGGCUCCUGGCAACCCACUUUAUGGAUAUCUGGCGCCGGCGCACCAAUCCGACGCCGUUGGGCUCCUGGCAACCCACUUUAUGGAUAUCUGGCGCCGGCGCACCAAUCCGACGCCGUUGGGCUCCUGGCAACCCACUUUAUGGAUAUCUGGCCCCGGCGCACCAAUCCGACGCCGUUGGGCUCCUGGCAACCCACUUUAUGGAUAUCUGGCGCCGGCGCACCAAUCCGACGCCGUUGGGCUCCUGGCAACCCACUUUAUGGAUAUCUGGCGCCGGCGCACCAAUCCGACGCCGUUGGGCUCCUGGCAACCCACUUUAUGGAUAUCUGGCGCCGGCGCACCAAUCCGACUCUGGUGUACCCUACGAAACCUAUUUUAUGGAAAUCUGGCGCCGGCGCACCAAUCCGACGCCGUUGGGCUCCUGGCAACCCACUUUAUGGAUAUCUGGCGCCGGCGCACCAAUCCGACGCCGUUGGGCUCCUGGCAACCCACUUUAUGGAUAUCUGGCGCCGGCGCACCAAUCCGACGCCGUUGGGCUCCAUGGCAACCCACUUUAUGGAUAUCUGGCGCCGGCGCACCAAUCCGACGCCGUUGGGCCCAUGGCAACCCACUUUAUGGAUAUCUGGCGCCGGCGCACCAAUCCGACGCCGUUGGGCUCCUGGCAACCCACUUUAUGGAUAUCUGGCGCCGGCGCACCAAUCCGACGCCGUUGGGCUCGUGGCAACCCACUUUAUGGAUAUCUGGCGCCGGCGCACCAAUCCGACGCCGGUGGGACCAUCGCACCCCACUUUAUGGAUAUCUGGCGCCGGCGCACCAAUCCGACGCCGUUGGGCUCCUGGCAACCCACUUUAUGGAUAUCUGGCGCCGGCGCACCAAUCCGACGCCGUUGGGCUCCUGGCAACCCACUUUAUGGAUAUCUGGCGCCGGCGCACCAAUCCGACGCCGUUGGGCUCCUGGCAACCCACUUUAUGGAUAUCUGGCGCCGGCGCACCAAUCCGACGCCGUUGGGCUCCUGGCAACCCACUUUAUGGAUAUCUGGCGCCGGCGCACCAAUCCGACGCCGGUGGAACCAUCGCAACCCACUUUAUGGAUAUCUGGCGCCGGCGCACCAAUCCGACGCCGUUGGGCUCCUGGCAACCCACUUUAUGGAUAUCUGGCGCCGGCGCACCAAUCCGACGCCGUUGGGCCCAUGGCAACCCACUUUAUGGAUAUCUGGCGCCGGCGCACCAAUCCGACGCCGUUGGGCUCCUGGCAACCCACUUUAUGGAUAUCUGGCGCCGGCGCACCAAUCCGACGCCGUUGGGCUCCUGGCAACCCACUUUAUGGAUAUCUGGCGCCGGCGCACCAAUCCGACGCCGGUGGAACCAUCGCACCCCACUUUAUGGAUAUCUGGCGCCGGCGCACCAAUCCGACGCCGUUGGGCUCCUGGCAACCCACUUUAUGGAUAUCUGGCGCCGGCGCACCAAUCCGACGCCGUUGGGCUCCUGGCAACCCACUUUAUGGAUAUCUGGCGCCGGCGCACCAAUCCGACGCCGUUGGGCUCCUGGCAACCCACUUUAUGGAUAUCUGGCGCCGGCGCACCAAUCCGACGCCGUUGGGCUCCUGGCAACCCACUUUAUGGAUAUCUGGCGCCGGCGCACCAAUCCGACGCCGGUGGAACCAUCGCACCCCAUUUUAUGGAUAUCUGGCGCCGGCGCACCAAUCCGACGCCGUUGGGCUCCUGGCAACCCACUUUAUGGAUAUCUGGCGCCGGCGCACCAAUCCGACGCCGGUGGACCCAUCGCAACCCACUUUAUGGAUAUCUGGCGCCGGCGCACCAAUCCGACGCCGUUGGGCUCCUGGCAACCCACUUUAUGGAUAUCUGGCGCCGGCGCACCAAUCCGACGCCGUUGGGCUCCUGGCAACCCACUUUAUGGAUAUCUGGCGCCGGCGCACCAAUCCGACGCCGGUGGAACCAUCGCAACCCACUUUAUGGAUAUCUGGCGCCGGCGCACCAAUCCGACGCCGUUGGGCUCCUGGCAACCCACUUUAUGGAUAUCUGGCGCCGGCGCACCAAUCCGACGCCGUUGGGCUCCUGGCAACCCACUUUAUGGAUAUCUGGCGCCGGCGCACCAAUCCGACGCCGGUGGAACCAUCGCACCCCACUUUAUGGAUAUCUGGCGCCGGCGCACCAAUCCGACGCCGUUGGCCAGCUGGCAACCCACUUUAUGGAUAUCUGGCCCCGGCGCACCAAUCCGACGCCGUUGGGCUCCUGGCAACCCACUUUAUGGAUAUCUGGCGCCGGCGCACCAAUCCGACGCCGUUGGGCUCCUGGCAACCCACUUUAUGGAUAUCUGGCGCCGGCGCACCAAUCCGACGCCGUUGGGCUCCUGGCAACCCACUUUAUGGAUAUCUGGCCCCGGCGCACCAAUCCGACGCCGUUGGGCUCAUGGCAACCCACUUUAUGGAUAUCUGGCCCCGGCGCACCAAUCCGACGCCGUUGGGCUCCUGGCAACCCACUUUAUGGAUAUCUGGCGCCGGCGCACCAAUCCGACGCCGUUGGGCUCAUGGCAACCCACUUUAUGGAUAUCUGGCGCCGGCGCACCAAUCCGACGCCGUUGGGCUCCUGGCAACCCACUUUAUGGAUAUCUGGCGCCGGCGCACCAAUCCGACGCCGGUGGAACCAUCGCAACCCACUUUAUGGAUAUCUGGCGCCGGCGCACCAAUCCGACGCCGUUGGGCUCCUGGCAACCCACUUUAUGGAUAUCUGGCGCCGGCGCACCAAUCCGACGCCGUUGGGCUCCUGGCAACCCACUUUAUGGAUAUCUGGCGCCGGCGCACCAAUCCGACGCCGUUGGACCAUCCUGGCAACCCACUUUAUGGAUAUCUGGCGCCGGCGCACCAAUCCGACGCCGUUGGGCUCCAUGGCAACCAACUUUAUGGAUAUCUGGCGCCGGCGCACCAAUCCGACGCCGGUGGGCCCAUGGCAACCCACUUUAUGGAUAUCUGGCGCCGGCGCACCAAUCCGACGCCGUUGGGCUCCUGGCAACCCACUUUAUGGAUAUCUGGCGCCGGCGCACCAAUCCGACGCCGUUGGGCUCCUGGCAACCCACUUUAUGGAUAUCUGGCGCCGGCGCACCAAUCCGACGCCGUUGGGCUCAUGGCAACCCACUUUAUGGAUAUCUGGCGCCGGCGCACCAAUCCGACGCCGUUGGGCUGAUGGCAACCCACUUUAUGGAUAUCUGGCGCCGGCGCACCAAUCCGACGCCGUUGGGCUCCUGGCAACCCACUUUAUGGAUAUCUGGCGCCGGCGCACCAAUCCGACGCCGUUGGGCUCCUGGCAACCCACUUUAUGGAUAUCUGGCGCCGGCGCACCAAUCCGACGCCGGUGGAACCAUCGCACCCCACUUUAUGGAUAUCUGGCGCCGGCGCACCAAUCCGACGCCGUUGGGCUCCUGGCAACCCACUUUAUGGAUAUCUGGCGCCGGCGCACCAAUCCGACGCCGUUGGGCUCCUGGCAACCCACUUUAUGGAUAUCUGGCGCCGGCGCACCAAUCCGACGCCGUUGGGCUCCUGGCAACCCACUUUAUGGAUAUCUGGCGCCGGCGCACCAAUCCGACGCCGUUGGGCUCCUGGCAACCCACUUUAUGGAUAUCUGGCGCCGGCGCACCAAUCCGACGCCGGUGGAACCAUCGCAACCCACUUUAUGGAUAUCUGGCGCCGGCGCACCAAUCCGACGCCGUUGGGCUCCUGGCAACCCACUUUAUGGAUAUCUGGCGCCGGCGCACCAAUCCGACGCCGUUGGGCUCCUGGCAACCCACUUUAUGGAUAUCUGGCGCCGGCGCACCAAUCCGACGCCGGUGGAACCAUCGCACCCCACUUUUAUGGAUAUCUGGCGCCGGCGCACCAAUCCGACGCCGUUGGGCUCCUGGCAACCCACUUUAUGGAUAUCUGGCGCCGGCGCACCAAUCCGACGCCGUUGGGCUCCUGGCAACCCACUUUAUGGAUAUCUGGCGCCGGCGCACCAAUCCGACGCCGUUGGGCUGUCGCAACCCACUUUAUGGAUAUCUGGCGCCGGCGCACCAAUCCGACGCCGUUGGGCUCCUGGCAACCCACUUUAUGGAUAUCUGGCGCCGGCGCACCAAUCCGACGCCGUUGGGCUCAUGGCAACCCACUUUAUGGAUAUCUGGCGCCCGGCGCACCAAUCCGACGCCGUUGGGCUCCUGGCAACCCACUUUAUGGAUAUCUGGCGCCGGCGCACCAAUCCGACGCCGUUGGGCUCCUGGCAACCCACUUUAUGGAUAUCUGGCGCCGGCGCACCAAUCCGACGCCGUUGGGCUCCUGGCAACCCACUUUAUGGAUAUCUGGCGCCGGCGCACCAAUCCGACGCCGGUGGAACCAUCGCACCCCACUUUAUGGAUAUCUGGCGCCGGCGCACCAAUCCGACGCCGUUGGGCUCCUGGCAACCCACUUUAUGGAUAUCUGGCGCCGGCGCACCAAUCCGACGCCGUUGGGCUCCUGGCAACCCACUUUAUGGAUAUCUGGCGCCGGCGCACCAAUCCGACGCCGGUGGAACCAUCGCACCCCACUUUAUGGAUAUCUGGCGCCGGCGCACCAAUCCGACGCCGUUGGGCUCCUGGCAACCCACUUUAUGGAUAUCUGGCGCCGGCGCACCAAUCCGACGCCGUUGGGCUCCUGGCAACCCACUUUAUGGAUAUCUGGCGCCGGCGCACCAAUCCGACGCCGGUGGAACCAUCGCACCCCACUUUAUGGAUAUCUGGCGCCGGCGCACCAAUCCGACGCCGUUGGGCUCCUGGCAACCCACUUUAUGGAUAUCUGGCGCCGGCGCACCAAUCCGACGCCGUUGGGCUCCUGGCAACCCACUUUAUGGAUAUCUGGCGCCGGCGCACCAAUCCGACGCCGUUGGGCUCCUGGCAACCCACUUUAUGGAUAUCUGGCGCCGGCGCACCAAUCCGACGCCGUUGGGCUCAUGGCAACCCACUUUAUGGAUAUCUGGCCCCGGCGCACCAAUCCGACGCCGUUGGGCUCCUGGCAACCCACUUUAUGGAUAUCUGGCGCCGGCGCACCAAUCCGACGCCGUUGGGCUCCUGGCAACCCACUUUAUGGAUAUCUGGCGCCGGCGCACCAAUCCGACGCCGGUGGAACCAUCGCAACCCACUUUAUGGAUAUCUGGCGCCGGCGCACCAAUCCGACGCCGUUGGGCUCCUGGCAACCCACUUUAUGGAUAUCUGGCGCCGGCGCACCAAUCCGACGCCGUUGGGCUCCUGGCAACCCACUUUAUGGAUAUCUGGCGCCGGCGCACCAAUCCGACGCCGUUGGGCUCCUGGCAACCCACUUUAUGGAUAUCUGGCGCCGGCGCACCAAUCCGACGCCGUUGGGCUCCUGGCAACCCACUUUAUGGAUAUCUGGCGCCGGCGCACCAAUCCGACGCCGUUGGGCUCCUGGCAACCCACUUUAUGGAUAUCUGGCGCCGGCGCACCAAUCCGACGCCGUUGGAACCAUCGCAACCCACUUUAUGGAUAUCUGGCGCCGGCGCACCAAUCCGACGCCGUUGGAACCAUGGCAACCCACUUUAUGGAUAUCUGGCGCCGGCGCACCAAUCCGACGCCGUUGGGCUCCUGGCAACCCACUUUAUGGAUAUCUGGCGCCGGCGCACCAAUCCGACGCCGUUGGGCUCCUGGCAACCCACUUUAUGGAUAUCUGGCGCCGGCGCACCAAUCCGACGCCGUUGGGCUCAUCGGCAACCCACUUUAUGGAUAUCUGGCGCCGGCGCACCAAUCCGACGCCGUUGGAACCAUCGCAACCCACUUUAUGGAUAUCUGGCGCCGGCGCACCAAUCCGACGCCGUUGGAACCAUCGCAACCCACUUUAUGGAUAUCUGGCGCCGGCGCACCAAUCCGACGCCGUUGGGCUCCUGGCAACCCACUUUAUGGAUAUCUGGCGCCGGCGCACCAAUCCGACGCCGUUGGGCUCCUGGCAACCCACUUUAUGGAUAUCUGGCGCCGGCGCACCAAUCCGACGCCGUUGGGCUCCUGGCAACCCACUUUAUGGAUAUCUGGCGCCGGCGCACCAAUCCGACGCCGGUGGAACCAUCGCACCCCACUUUAUGGAUAUCUGGCGCCGGCGCACCAAUCCGACGCCGUUGGGCUCCUGGCAACCCACUUUAUGGAUAUCUGGCGCCGGCGCACCAAUCCGACGCCGUUGGGCUCCUGGCAACCCACUUUAUGGAUAUCUGGCGCCGGCGCACCAAUCCGACGCCGGUGGAACCAUCGCACCCCACUUUAUGGAUAUCUGGCGCCGGCGCACCAAUCCGACGCCGUUGGGCUCCUGGCAACCCACUUUAUGGAUAUCUGGCGCCGGCGCACCAAUCCGACGCCGUUGGGCUCCAUGGCAACCCACUUUAUGGAUAUCUGGCGCCGGCGCACCAAUCCGACGCCGUUGGGCUCCUGGCAACCCACUUUAUGGAUAUCUGGCGCCGGCGCACCAAUCCGACGCCGUUGGGCUCCUGGCAACCCACUUUAUGGAUAUCUGGCGCCGGCGCACCAAUCCGACGCCGUUGGGCUCCAUGGCAACCCACUUUAUGGAUAUCUGGCGCCGGCGCACCAAUCCGACGCCGUUGGGCUCCUGGCAACCCACUUUAUGGAUAUCUGGCGCCGGCGCACCAAUCCGACGCCGUUGGGCUCAUGGCAACCCACUUUAUGGAUAUCUGGCGCCGGCGCACCAAUCCGACGCCGUUGGGCUCCUGGCAACCCACUUUAUGGAUAUCUGGCGCCGGCGCACCAAUCCGACGCCGUUGGGCUCCUGGCAACCCACUUUAUGGAUAUCUGGCGCCGGCGCACCAAUCCGACGCCGUUGGGCUCCUGGCAACCCACUUUAUGGAUAUCUGGCGCCGGCGCACCAAUCCGACGCCGGUGGAACCAUCGCAACCCACUUUAUGGAUAUCUGGCGCCGGCGCACCAAUCCGACGCCGUUGGGCUCCUGGCAACCCACUUUAUGGAUAUCUGGCGCCGGCGCACCAAUCCGACGCCGUUGGGCUCCUGGCAACCCACUUUAUGGAUAUCUGGCGCCGGCGCACCAAUCCGACGCCGUUGGGCUCCUGGCAACCCACUUUAUGGAUAUCUGGCGCCGGCGCACCAAUCCGACGCCGUUGGGCUCCUGGCAACCCACUUUAUGGAUAUCUGGCGCCGGCGCACCAAUCCGACGCCGUUGGGCUCCUGGCAACCCACUUUAUGGAUAUCUGGCGCCGGCGCACCAAUCCGACGCCGGUGGAACCAUCGCACCCCACUUUAUGGAUAUCUGGCGCCGGCGCACCAAUCCGACGCCGUUGGGCUCCUGGCAACCCACUUUAUGGAUAUCUGGCGCCGGCGCACCAAUCCGACGCCGUUGGGAUCAUGGCAACCCACUUUAUGGAUAUCUGGCGCCGGCGCACCAAUCCGACGCCGUUGGGCUGCUGGCAACCCACUUUAUGGAUAUCUGGCCCCGGCGCACCAAUCCGACGCCGGUGGAACCAAACCCACUUUAUGGAUAUCUGGCGCCGGCGCACCAAUCCGACGCCGUUGGGCUGCUGGCAACCCACUUUAUGGAUAUCUGGCGCCGGCGCACCAAUCCGACGCCGUUGGGCUCCUGGCAACCCACUUUAUGGAUAUCUGGCGCCGGCGCACCAAUCCGACGCCGUUGGGCUCCUGGCAACCCACUUUAUGGAUAUCUGGCGCCGGCGCACCAAUCCGACGCCGUUGGGCUCCUGGCAACCCACUUUAUGGAUAUCUGGCGCCGGCGCACCAAUCCGACGCCGUUGGGCUCCUGGCAACCCACUUUAUGGAUAUCUGGCGCCGGCGCACCAAUCCGACGCCGGUGGAACCAUCGCACCCCACUUUAUGGAUAUCUGGCCCCGGCGCACCAAUCAGACGCCGUUGGGCUCCUGGCAACCCACUUUAUGGAUAUCUGGCGCCGGCGCACCAAUCCGACGCCGUUGGAACCAUCGCACCCCACUUUAUGGAUAUCUGGCGCCGGCGCACCAAUCCGACGCCGUUGGGCUCCUGGCAACCCACUUUAUGGAUAUCUGGCGCCGGCGCACCAAUCCGACGCCGUUGGGAUCCUGGCAACCCACUUUAUGGAUAUCUGGCGCCGGCGCACCAAUCCGACGCCGUUGGGCUCCUGGCAACCCACUUUAUGGAUAUCUGGCGCCGGCGCACCAAUCCGACGCCGUUGGGCUCCUGGCAACCCACUUUAUGGAUAUCUGGCGCCGGCGCACCAAUCCGACGCCGGUGGAACCAUCGCACCCCACUUUAUGGAUAUCUGGCGCCGGCGCACCAAUCCGACGCCGUUGGGCUCCUGGCAACCCACUUUAUGGAUAUCUGGCGCCGGCGCACCAAUCCGACGCCGUUGGGCUGCUGGCAACCCACUUUAUGGAUAUCUGGCGCCGGCGCACCAAUCCGACGCCGUUGGGCUCCUGGCAACCCACUUUAUGGAUAUCUGGCGCCGGCGCACCAAUCCGACGCCGGUGGAACCAUCGCACCCCACUUUAUGGAUAUCUGGCGCCGGCGCACCAAUCCGACGCCGUUGGGCUGCUGGCAACCCACUUUAUGGAUAUCUGGCCCCGGCGCACCAAUCCGACGCCGUUGGGCUCCUGGCAACCCACUUUAUGGAUAUCUGGCGCCGGCGCACCAAUCCGACGCCGUUGGGCUCCUGGCAACCCACUUUAUGGAUAUCUGGCGCCGGCGCACCAAUCCGACGCCGGUGGAACCAUCGCACCCCACUUUAUGGAUAUCUGGCGCCGGCGCACCAAUCCGACGCCGGUGGAACCAUCGCACCCCACUUUAUGGAUAUCUGGCGCCGGCGCACCAAUCCGACGCCGUUGGGCUCCUGGCAACCCACUUUAUGGAUAUCUGGCGCCGGCGCACCAAUCCGACGCCGUUGGGCUGCUGGCAACCCACUUUAUGGAUAUCUGGCGCCGGCGCACCAAUCCGACGCCGUUGGGCUCCUGGCAACCCACUUUAUGGAUAUCUGGCGCCGGCGCACCAAUCCGACGCGGUGGAAGGGCCAUGGCAACCCACUUUAUGGAUAUCUGGCGCCGGCGCACCAAUCCGACGCCGUUGGGCUCCUGGCAACCCACUUUAUGGAUAUCUGGCGCCGGCGCACCAAUCCGACGCCGUUGGGCUCCUGGCAACCCACUUUAUGGAUAUCUGGCGCCGGCGCACCAAUCCGACGCCGGUGGAACCAUCGCACCCCAUUUUAUGGAUAUCUGGCCCCGGCGCACCAAUCCGACGCCUACGAAACCUAUUUUAUGGAAAUCUGGCGCCGGCGCACCAAUCCGACGCCGUUGGGCUCCUGGCAACCCACUUUAUGGAUAUCUGGCGCCGGCGCACCAAUCCGACGCCGUUGGGCUCCUGGCAACCCACUUUAUGGAUAUCUGGCGCCGGCGCACCAAUCCGACGCCGUUGGGCUCCUGGCAACCCACUUUAUGGAUAUCUGGCGCCGGCGCACCAAUCCGACGCCGUUGGGCUCCUGGCAACCCACUUUAUGGAUAUCUGGCGCCGGCGCACCAAUCCGACGCCGUUGGGCUCCUGGCAACCCACUUUAUGGAUAUCUGGCGCCGGCGCACCAAUCCGACGCCGGUGGAACCAUCGCACCCCACUUUAUGGAUAUCUGGCGCCGGCGCACCAAUCCGACGCCGUUGGGCUCCUGGCAACCCACUUUAUGGAUAUCUGGCGCCGGCGCACCAAUCCGACGCCGUUGGGCUCCUGGCAACCCACUUUAUGGAUAUCUGGCGCCGGCGCACCAAUCCGACGCCGUUGGGCUCCUGGCAACCCACUUUAUGGAUAUCUGGCGCCGGCGCACCAAUCCGACGCCGUUGGGCUCCUGGCAACCCACUUUAUGGAUAUCUGGCGCCGGCGCACCAAUCCGACGCCGUUGGGACCAUCUGGCAACCCACUUUAUGGAUAUCUGGCGCCGGCGCACCAAUCCGACGCCGUUGGGCUCCUGGCAACCCACUUUAUGGAUAUCUGGCGCCGGCGCACCAAUCCGACGCCGGUGGACCCAUCGCAACCCAUUUUAUGGAUAUCUGGCGCCGGCGCACCAAUCCGACGCCGUUGGGCUCCUGGCAACCCACUUUAUGGAUAUCUGGCGCCGGCGCACCAAUCCGACGCCGUUGGGCUCCUGGCAACCCACUUUAUGGAUAUCUGGCGCCGGCGCACCAAUCCGACGCCGGUGGAACCAUCGCACCCCACUUUAUGGAUAUCUGGCGCCGGCGCACCAAUCCGACGCCGUUGGGCUCCUGGCAACCCACUUUAUGGAUAUCUGGCGCCGGCGCACCAAUCCGACGCCGUUGGGCUCCUGGCAACCCACUUUAUGGAUAUCUGGCGCCGGCGCACCAAUCCGACGCCGUUGGGCUCCUGGCAACCCACUUUAUGGAUAUCUGGCGCCGGCGCACCAAUCCGACGCCGUUGGGCUCCUCGGCAACCCACUUUAUGGAUAUCUGGCGCCGGCGCACCAAUCCGACGCCGUUGGGACCCUGGCAACCCACUUUAUGGAUAUCUGGCGCCGGCGCACCAAUCCGACGCCGUUGGGCUCCUCGGCAACCCACUUUAUGGAUAUCUGGCGCCGGCGCACCAAUCCGACGCCGUUGGGCUCCUGGCAACCCACUUUAUGGAUAUCUGGCGCCGGCGCACCAAUCCGACGCCGUUGGGCUCCUGGCAACCCACUUUAUGGAUAUCUGGCGCCGGCGCACCAAUCCGACGCCGGUGGAACCAUCGCAACCCACUUUAUGGAUAUCUGGCGCCGGCGCACCAAUCCGACGCCGUUGGGCUCCUGGCAACCCACUUUAUGGAUAUCUGGCGCCGGCGCACCAAUCCGACGCCGUUGGGCUCCUGGCAACCCACUUUAUGGAUAUCUGGCGCCGGCGCACCAAUCCGACGCCGUUGGGCCCCUGGCAACCCACUUUAUGGAUAUCUGGCGCCGGCGCACCAAUCCGACGCCGUUGGGCCCAUGGCAACCCACUUUAUGGAUAUCUGGCGCCGGCGCACCAAUCCGACGCCGUUGGGCUCCUGGCAACCCACUUUAUGGAUAUCUGGCGCCGGCGCACCAAUCCGACGCCGUUGGGCUCCUGGCAACCCACUUUAUGGAUAUCUGGCGCCGGCGCACCAAUCCGACGCCGUUGGGCUCCUGGCAACCCACUUUAUGGAUAUCUGUCGCCGGCGCACCAAUCCGACGCCGUUGGGCUCCUGGCAACCCACUUUAUGGAUAUCUGGCGCCGGCGCACCAAUCCGACGCCGUUGGGCUCCUGGCAACCCACUUUAUGGAUAUCUGGCGCCGGCGCACCAAUCCGACGCCGUUGGGCUCCUGGCAACCCACUUUAUGGAUAUCUGGCCCCGGCGCACCAAUCCGACGCCGUUGGGCUCCUGGCAACCCACUUUAUGGAUAUCUGGCGCCGGCGCACCAAUCCGACGCCGGUGGAACCAUCGCACCCCAUUUUAUGGAUAUCUGGCCCCGGCGCACCAAUCCGACGCCGUUGGGCUCCUGGCAACCCACUUUAUGGAUAUCUGGCGCCGGCGCACCAAUCCGACGCCGUUGGGCUCCUGGCAACCCACUUUAUGGAUAUCUGGCGCCGGCGCACCAAUCCGACGCCGUUGGGCUCCUGGCAACCCACUUUAUGGAUAUCUGGCGCCGGCGCACCAAUCCGACGCCGUUGGGCUCCUGGCAACCCACUUUAUGGAUAUCUGGCGCCGGCGCACCAAUCCGACGCCGUUGGGCUCCAUGGCGAACCCACUUUAUGGAUAUCUGGCGCCGGCGCACCAAUCCGACGCCGGUGGAACCAUCGCACCCCACUUUAUGGAUAUCUGGCGCCGGCGCACCAAUCCGACGCCGUUGGGCUCCUGGCAACCCACUUUAUGGAUAUCUGGCGCCGGCGCACCAAUCCGACGCCGUUGGAACCAUGGCACCCCACUUUAUGGAUAUCUGGCGCCGGCGCACCAAUCCGACGCCGUUGGGCUCCUGGCAACCCACUUUAUGGAUAUCUGGCGCCGGCGCACCAAUCCGACGCCGUUGGGCUCCUGGCAACCCACUUUAUGGAUAUCUGGCGCCGGCGCACCAAUCCGACGCCGUUGGGCUCCUGGCAACCCACUUUAUGGAUAUCUGGCGCCGGCGCACCAAUCCGACGCCGUUGGGCUCCUGGCAACCCACUUUAUGGAUAUCUGGCGCCGGCGCACCAAUCCGACGCCGUUGGGCUCAUCUGGCAACCCACUUUAUGGAUAUCUGGCGCCGGCGCACCAAUCCGACGCCGUUGGGCUCCUGGCAACCCACUUUAUGGAUAUCUGGCGCCGGCGCACCAAUCCGACGCCGUUGGGCCCAUGGCAACCCACUUUAUGGAUAUCUGGCGCCGGCGCACCAAUCCGACGCCGUUGGGCUCCUGGCAACCCACUUUAUGGAUAUCUGGCGCCGGCGCACCAAUCCGACGCCGUUGGUAUCGUGGCAACCCACUUUAUGGAUAUCUGGCGCCGGCGCACCAAUCCGACGCCCUCGUGGCAACUCACUUUAUGGAUAUCUGGCGCCGGCGCACCAAUCCGACGCCGUUGGGCUCCUGGCAACCCACUUUAUGGAUAUCUGGCGCCGGCGCACCAAUCCGACGCCGUUGGGCUCAUGGCAACCCACUUUAUGGAUAUCUGGCGCCGGCGCACCAAUCCGACGCCGUUGGGCUCCUGGCAACCCACUUUAUGGAUAUCUGGCGCCGGCGCACCAAUCCGACGCCGUUGGAACCAUCCCACCCCAUUUUAUGGAUAUCUGGCGCCGGCGCACCAAUCCGACGCCGUUGGGCUCCUGGCAACCCACUUUAUGGAUAUCUGGCGCCGGCGCACCAAUCCGACGCCGUUGGGCUCCUGGCAACCCACUUUAUGGAUAUCUGGCGCCGGCGCACCAAUCCGACGCCGGUGGAACCAUCGCACCCCACUUUAUGGAUAUCUGGCGCCGGCGCACCAAUCCGACGCCGUUGGGCUCCUGGCAACCCACUUUAUGGAUAUCUGGCGCCGGCGCACCAAUCCGACGCCGUUGGGCUCCUGGCAACCCACUUUAUGGAUAUCUGGCGCCGGCGCACCAAUCCGACGCCGUUGGGCUCCUGGCAACCCACUUUAUGGAUAUCUGGCGCCGGCGCACCAAUCCGACGCCGUUGGGCUCCUGGCAACCCACUUUAUGGAUAUCUGGCGCCGGCGCACCAAUCCGACGCCGGUGGAACCAUCGCACCCCACUUUAUGGAUAUCUGGCGCCGGCGCACCAAUCCGACGCCGUUGGGCUCCUGGCAACCCACUUUAUGGAUAUCUGGCGCCGGCGCACCAAUCCGACGCCGUUGGGCUCCUGGCAACCCACUUUAUGGAUAUCUGGCGCCGGCGCACCAAUCCGACGCCGUUGGGCUCCUGGCAACCCACUUUAUGGAUAUCUGGCGCCGGCGCACCAAUCCGACGCCGUUGGGCUCGGCAACCCCCAUUUUAUGGAUAUCUGGCGCCGGCGCACCAAUCCGACGCCGUUGGGCUCAUGGCAACCCACUUUAUGGAUAUCUGGCGCCGGCGCACCAAUCCGACGCCGUUGGGCUCCUGGCAACCCACUUUAUGGAUAUCUGGCGCCGGCGCACCAAUCCGACGCCGUUGGGCUCCUGGCAACCCACUUUAUGGAUAUCUGGCGCCGGCGCACCAAUCCGACGCCGUUGGGCUCCAUGGCAACCCACUUUAUGGAUAUCUGGCGCCGGCGCACCAAUCCGACGCCGUUGGGCUCCUGGCAACCCACUUUAUGGAUAUCUGGCGCCGGCGCACCAAUCCGACGCCGGUGGAACCAUCGCAACCCACUUUAUGGAUAUCUGGCGCCGGCGCACCAAUCCGACGCCGUUGGGCUCCUGGCAACCCACUUUAUGGAUAUCUGGCGCCGGCGCACCAAUCCGACGCCGUUGGGCUCCUGGCAACCCACUUUAUGGAUAUCUGGCGCCGGCGCACCAAUCCGACGCCGUUGGGCUCCUGGCAACCCACUUUAUGGAUAUCUGGCGCCGGCGCACCAAUCCGACGCCGUUGGAACCAUCGCACCCCAUUUUAUGGAUAUCUGGCCCCGGCGCACCAAUCCGACGCCGUUGGGCUCCUGGCAACCCACUUUAUGGAUAUCUGGCCCCGGCGCACCAAUCCGACGCCGUUGGGCUCCUGGCAACCCACUUUAUGGAUAUCUGGCGCCGGCGCACCAAUCCGACGCCGUUGGGCUCCUGGCAACCCACUUUAUGGAUAUCUGGCGCCGGCGCACCAAUCCGACGCCGGUGGAACCAUCGCACCCCACUUUAUGGAUAUCUGGCGCCGGCGCACCAAUCCGACGCCGUUGGGCUCCUGGCAACCCACUUUAUGGAUAUCUGGCGCCGGCGCACCAAUCCGACGCCGUUGGGCUCCUGGCAACCCACUUUAUGGAUAUCUGGCGCCGGCGCACCAAUCCGACGCCGUUGGGCUCCUGGCAACCCACUUUAUGGAUAUCUGGCGCCGGCGCACCAAUCCGACGCCGUUGGGCUCCUGGCAACCCACUUUAUGGAUAUCUGGCGCCGGCGCACCAAUCCGACGCCGUUGGAACCAUCGCAACCCACUUUAUGGAUAUCUGGCGCCGGCGCACCAAUCCGACGCCGUUGGGCUCCUGGCAACCCACUUUAUGGAUAUCUGGCGCCGGCGCACCAAUCCGACGCCGUUGGGCUCAUGGCAACCCACUUUAUGGAUAUCUGGCGCCGGCGCACCAAUCCGACGCCGUUGGGCUCCUGGCAACCCACUUUAUGGAUAUCUGGCGCCGGCGCACCAAUCCGACGCCGUGUCUGGCACCAAUCCCACACCCCAUUUUAUGGAUAUCUGGCCCCGGCGCACCAAUCCGACGCCGUUGGGCUCCUGGCAACCCACUUUAUGGAUAUCUGGCGCCGGCGCACCAAUCCGACGCCGUUGGGCUCCUGGCAACCCACUUUAUGGAUAUCUGGCGCCGGCGCACCAAUCCGACGCCGUUGGGCUCCUGGCAACCCACUUUAUGGAUAUCUGGCGCCGGCGCACCAAUCCGACGCCGUUGGGCUCAUGGCAACCCACUUUAUGGAUAUCUGGCGCCGGCGCACCAAUCCGACGCCGUUGGGCUCCUGGCAACCCACUUUAUGGAUAUCUGGCGCCGGCGCACCAAUCCGACGCCGUUGGGCUCAUGGCAACCAACUUUAUGGAUAUCUGGCGCCGGCGCACCAAUCCGACGCCGUUGGGCUCAUGGCGCAACCCACUUUAUGGAUAUCUGGCGCCGGCGCACCAAUCCGACGCCGUUGGGCUCCUGGCAACCCACUUUAUGGAUAUCUGGCGCCGGCGCACCAAUCCGACGCCGUUGGGCUCCUGGCAACCCACUUUAUGGAUAUCUGGCGCCGGCGCACCAAUCCGACGCCGUUGGGCUCCUGGCAACCCACUUUAUGGAUAUCUGGCGCCGGCGCACCAAUCCGACGCCGUUGGGCUCCUGGCAACCCAUUUUAUGGAUAUCUGGCGCCGGCGCACCAAUCCGACGCCGUUGGGCUCCUGGCAACCCACUUUAUGGAUAUCUGGCGCCGGCGCACCAAUCCGACGCCGUUGGGCUCCUGGCAACCCACUUUAUGGAUAUCUGGCGCCGGCGCACCAAUCCGACGCCGUUGGAACCAUCGCACCCCAUUUUAUGGAUAUCUGGCGCCCGGCGCACCAAUCCGACGCCGUUGGGCUCCUGGCAACCCACUUUAUGGAUAUCUGGCGCCGGCGCACCAAUCCGACGCCGUUGGGCUCCUGGCAACCCACUUUAUGGAUAUCUGGCGCCGGCGCACCAAUCCGACGCCGUUGGGCUCCUGGCAACCCACUUUAUGGAUAUCUGGCGCCGGCGCACCAAUCCGACGCCGUUGGGCUCCUGGCAACCCACUUUAUGGAUAUCUGGCGCCGGCGCACCAAUCCGACGCCGUUGGGCUCCUGGCAACCCACUUUAUGGAUAUCUGGCGCCGGCGCACCAAUCCGACGCCGGUGGAACCAUCGCACCCCAUUUUAUGGAUAUCUGGCCCCGGCGCACCAAUCCGACGCCGUUGGGCUCCUGGCAACCCACUUUAUGGAUAUCUGGCGCCGGCGCACCAAUCCGACGCCGUUGGGCUGCUGGCAACCCACUUUAUGGAUAUCUGGCGCCGGCGCACCAAUCCGACGCCGGUGGAACCAUCGCACCCCAUUUUAUGGAUAUCUGGCCCCGGCGCACCAAUCCGACGCCGUUGGGCUCGUGGCAACCCACUUUAUGGAUAUCUGGCGCCGGCGCACCAAUCCGACGCCGCUGGAACCAUCGCACCCCAUUUUAUGGAUAUCUGGCGCCGGCGCACCAAUCCGACGCCGUUGGGCUGCUGGCAACCCACUUUAUGGAUAUCUGGCGCCGGCGCACCAAUCCGACGCCGUUGGGCUCGUGGCAACCCACUUUAUGGAUAUCUGGCGCCGGCGCACCAAUCCGACGCCGUUGGGCUCGUGGCAACCCACUUUAUGGAUAUCUGGCGCCGGCGCACCAAUCCGACGCCGUUGGAACCAUGGCAACCCACUUUAUGGAUAUCUGGCGCCGGCGCACCAAUCCGACGCCGUUGGGCUCGUGGCAACCCACUUUAUGGAUAUCUGGCGCCGGCGCACCAAUCCGACGCCGUUGGGCUGCUGGCAACCCACUUUAUGGAUAUCUGGCGCCGGCGCACCAAUCCGACGCCGUUGGGCUCGUGGCAACCCACUUUAUGGAUAUCUGGCGCCGGCGCACCAAUCCGACGCCGUUGGGCUCCUGGCAACCCACUUUAUGGAUAUCUGGCCCCGGCGCACCAAUCCGACGCCGUUGGGCUCCUGGCAACCCACUUUAUGGAUAUCUGGCGCCGGCGCACCAAUCCGACGCCGUUGGGCUCGUGGCAACCCACUUUAUGGAUAUCUGGCGCCGGCGCACCAAUCCGACGCCGGUGGAACCAUCGCACCCCACUUUAUGGAUAUCUGGCGCCGGCGCACCAAUCCGACGCCGUUGGGCUCCUGGCAACCCACUUUAUGGAUAUCUGGCGCCGGCGCACCAAUCCGACGCCGUUGGGCUCCUGGCAACCCACUUUAUGGAUAUCUGGCGCCGGCGCACCAAUCCGACGCCGUUGGGCUCCAUGGCAACCCACUUUAUGGAUAUCUGGCGCCGGCGCACCAAUCCGACGCCGUUGGGCUCGUGGCAACCCACUUUAUGGAUAUCUGGCGCCGGCGCACCAAUCCGACGCCGUUGGGCUCGUGGCAACCCACUUUAUGGAUAUCUGGCGCCGGCGCACCAAUCCGACGCCGUUGGGCUCCAUGGCAACCCACUUUAUGGAUAUCUGGCGCCGGCGCACCAAUCCGACGCCGUUGGGCUGGUGGCAACCCACUUUAUGGAUAUCUGGCGCCGGCGCACCAAUCCGACGCCGUUGGGCUCCUGGCAACCCACUUUAUGGAUAUCUGGCGCCGGCGCACCAAUCCGACGCCGUUGGGCUCCAUGGCAACCCACUUUAUGGAUAUCUGGCGCCGGCGCACCAAUCCGACGCCGUUGGGCUCGUGGCAACCCACUUUAUGGAUAUCUGGCGCCGGCGCACCAAUCCGACGCCGUUGGGCUCGUGGCAACCCACUUUAUGGAUAUCUGGCGCCGGCGCACCAAUCCGACGCCGUUGGAACCAUCGCACCCCAUUUUAUGGAUAUCUGGCGCCGGCGCACCAAUCCGACGCCGUUGGGCUCCUGGCAACCCACUUUAUGGAUAUCUGGCGCCGGCGCACCAAUCCGACGCCGUUGGGCUCGUGGCAACCCACUUUAUGGAUAUCUGGCGCCGGCGCACCAAUCCGACGCCGUUGGGCUCCUGGCAACCCACUUUAUGGAUAUCUGGCGCCGGCGCACCAAUCCGACGCCGUUGGGCUCCUGGCAACCCACUUUAUGGAUAUCUGGCGCCGGCGCACCAAUCCGACGCCGUUGGGCUCGUGGCAACCCACUUUAUGGAUAUCUGGCGCCGGCGCACCAAUCCGACGCCGUUGGAACCAUGGCAACCCACUUUAUGGAUAUCUGGCCCCGGCGCACCAAUCCGACGCCGUUGGGCUCGUGGCAACCCACUUUAUGGAUAUCUGGCGCCGGCGCACCAAUCCGACGCCGUUGGGCUCGUGGCAACCCACUUUAUGGAUAUCUGGCGCCGGCGCACCAAUCCGACGCCGUUGGGCUCGUGGCAACCCACUUUAUGGAUAUCUGGCGCCGGCGCACCAAUCCGACGCCGUUGGGCUCGUGGCAACCCACUUUAUGGAUAUCUGGCGCCGGCGCACCAAUCCGACGCCGUUGGGCUCGUGGCAACCCACUUUAUGGAUAUCUGGCGCCGGCGCACCAAUCCGACGCCGUUGGGCUCAUGGCAACCCACUUUAUGGAUAUCUGGCGCCGGCGCACCAAUCCGACGCCGUUGGGCUCGUGGCAACCCACUUUAUGGAUAUCUGGCGCCGGCGCACCAAUCCGACGCCGUUGGGACCAUCGCAACCCACUUUAUGGAUAUCUGGCCCCGGCGCACCAAUCCGACGCCGUUGGGCUCGUGGCAACCCACUUUAUGGAUAUCUGGCGCCGGCGCACCAAUCCGACGCCGUUGGGCUCCUGGCAACCCACUUUAUGGAUAUCUGGCGCCGGCGCACCAAUCCGACGCCGUUGGGCUCGUGGCAACCCACUUUAUGGAUAUCUGGCGCCGGCGCACCAAUCCGACGCCGGUGGAACCAUCGCAACCCAUUUUAUGGAUAUCUGGCCCCGGCGCACCAAUCCGACGCCGUUGGGCUCGUGGCAACCCACUUUAUGGAUAUCUGGCGCCGGCGCACCAAUCCGACGCCGUUGGGCUCGUGGCAACCCACUUUAUGGAUAUCUGGCGCCGGCGCACCAAUCCGACGCCGUUGGGCUCGUGGCAACCCACUUUAUGGAUAUCUGGCGCCGGCGCACCAAUCCGACGCCGUUGGGCUCGUGGCAACCCACUUUAUGGAUAUCUGGCGCCGGCGCACCAAUCCGACGCCGUUGGGCUCGUGGCAACCCACUUUAUGGAUAUCUGGCGCCGGCGCACCAAUCCGACGCCGUUGGGCUCCUGGCAACCCAUUUUAUGGAUAUCUGGCCCCGGCGCACCAAUCCGACGCCGUUGGGCUCGUGGCAACCCACUUUAUGGAUAUCUGGCGCCGGCGCACCAAUCCGACGCCGUUGGGCUCGUCACCACUUUAUGGAUAUCUGGCCCCGGCGCACCAAUCCGACGCCGUUGGGCUCGUGGCAACCCACUUUAUGGAUAUCUGGCGCCGGCGCACCAAUCCGACGCCGUUGGGCUCGUGGCAACCCACUUUAUGGAUAUCUGGCGCCGGCGCACCAAUCCGACGCCGUUGGGCUCCUGGCAACCCACUUUAUGGAUAUCUGGCGCCGGCGCACCAAUCCGACGCCGUUGGGCUCGUGGCAACCCACUUUAUGGAUAUCUGGCGCCGGCGCACCAAUCCGACGCCGUUGGGCUCCUGGCAACCCACUUUAUGGAUAUCUGGCGCCGGCGCACCAAUCCGACGCCGUUGGGCUCGUGGCAACCCACUUUACGGAUAUCUGGUGCCGGCGCACCAAUCCGACGCCGUUGGGCUCGUGGCAACCCACUUUAUGGAUAUCUGGCGCCGGCGCACCAAUCCGACGCCGUUGGGCUCGUGGCAACCCACUUUAUGGAUAUCUGGCGCCGGCGCACCAAUCCGACGCCGUUGGGCUCGUGGCAACCCACUUUAUGGAUAUCUGGCGCCGGCGCACCAAUCCGACGCCGGUGGAACCAUGGCACCCCAUUUUAUGGAUAUCUGGCGCCGGCGCACCAAUCCGACGCCGUUGGGCUCGUGGCAACCCACUUUAUGGAUAUCUGGCGCCGGCGCACCAAUCCGACGCCGUUGGGCUCGUGGCAACCCAUUUUAUGGAUAUCUGGCGCCGGCGCACCAAUCCGACGCCGUUGGGCUCGUGGCAACCCACUUUAUGGAUAUCUGGCGCCGGCGCACCAAUCCGACGCCGUUGGGCUCAUCUGGCAACCCACUUUAUGGAUAUCUGGCGCCGGCGCACCAAUCCGACGCCGUUGGGCUCGUGGCAACCCACUUUAUGGAUAUCUGGCGCCGGCGCACCAAUCCGACGCCGUUGGGCUCGUGGCAACCCACUUUAUGGAUAUCUGGCGCCGGCGCACCAAUCCGACGCCGUUGGGCUCGUGGCAACCCACUUUAUGGAUAUCUGGCCCCGGCGCACCAAUCCGACGCCGUUGGGCUCGUGGCAACCCACUUUAUGGAUAUCUGGCGCCGGCGCACCAAUCCGACGCCGUUGGAACCAUGGCAACCCAUUUUAUGGAUAUCUGGCCCCGGCGCACCAAUCCGACGCCGUUGGGCUCGUGGCAACCCACUUUAUGGAUAUCUGGCGCCGGCGCACCAAUCCGACGCCGUUGGAACCAUCGCAACCCAUUUUAUGGAUAUCUGGUCCUGGCGCGGCAAUCCGACGCCGUUGGGCUCGUGGCAACCCACUUUAUGGAUAUCUGGCGCCGGCGCACCAAUACGACGCCGUUGGGCUCGUGGCAACCCACUUUAUGGAUAUCUGGCGCCGGCGCACCAAUCCGACGCCGUUGGGCUCGUGGCAACCCACUUUAUGGAUAUCUGGCGCCGGCGCACCAAUCCGACGCCGUUGGGCUCGUGGCAACCCACUUUAUGGAUAUCUGGCGCCGGCGCACCAAUCCGACGCCGUUGGGCUCGUGGCAACCCACUUUAUGGAUAUCUGGCGCCGGCGCACCAAUCCGACGCCGUUGGGCUCGUCGAACCCACUUUAUGGAUAUCUGGCGCCGGCGCACCAAUCCGACGCCGUUGGGCUCGUGGCAACCCACUUUAUGGAUAUCUGGCGCCGGCGCACCAAUCCGACGCCGUUGGGCUAACCGUGGCAACCCAUUUUAUGGAUAUCUGGCGCCGGCGCACCAAUCCGACGCCGUUGGGCUCGUGGCAACCCACUUUAUGGAUAUCUGGCGCCGGCGCACCAAUCCGACGCCGUUGGGCUCGUGGCAACCCACUUUAUGGAUAUCUGGCGCCGGCGCACCAAUCCGACGCCGUUGGGCUCGUGGCAACCCACUUUAUGGAUAUCUGGCGCCGGCGCACCAAUCCGACGCCGUUGGGCUCGUGGCAACCCACUUUAUGGAUAUCUGGCGCCGGCGCACCAAUCCGACGCCGUUGGGCUCGUGGCAACCCACUUUAUGGAUAUCUGGCGCCGGCGCACCAAUCCGACGCCGUUGGGCUCGUGGCAACCCACUUUAUGGAUAUCUGGCGCCGGCGCACCAAUCCGACGCCGUUGGAACCAUCGAACCCUAUUUUAUGGAUAUCUGGCCCCGGCGCACCAAUCCGACGCCGUUGGGCUCCUGGCAACCCACUUUAUGGAUAUCUGGCGCCGGCGCACCAAUCCGACGCCGUUGGGCUCGUGGCAACCCACUUUAUGGAUAUCUGGCGCCGGCGCACCAAUCCGACGCCGUUGGGCUCGUGGCAACCCACUUUAUGGAUAUCUGGCGCCGGCGCACCAAUCCGACGCCGUUGGGCUCCAUGGCAACCCACUUUAUGGAUAUCUGGCGCCGGCGCACCAAUCCGACGCCGUUGGGCUCCUGGCAACCCACUUUAUGGAUAUCUGGCGCCGGCGCACCAAUCCGACGCCGUUGGGCUCGUGGCAACCCACUUUAUGGAUAUCUGGCCCCGGCGCACCAAUCCGACGCCGUUGGGCUCGUGGCAACCCACUUUAUGGAUAUCUGGCGCCGGCGCACCAAUCCGACGCCGUUGGAACCAUCGCAACCCACUUUAUGGAUAUCUGGCCCCGGCGCACCAAUCCGACGCCGUUGGGCUCGUGGCAACCCACUUUAUGGAUAUCUGGCGCCGGCGCACCAAUCCGACGCCGUUGGGCUCGUGGCAACCAUCGCACCCCAUUUUAUGGAUAUCUGGCCCCGGCGCACCAAUCCGACGCCGUUGGGCUCGUGGCAACCCACUUUAUGGAUAUCUGGCGCCGGCGCACCAAUCCGACGCCGUUGGGCUCGUGGCAACCCACUUUAUGGAUAUCUGGCGCCGGCGCACCAAUCCGACGCCGUUGGGCUCCUGGCAACCCACUUUAUGGAUAUCUGGCGCCGGCGCACCAAUCCGACGCCGUUGGGCUCGUGGCAACCCACUUUAUGGAUAUCUGGCGCCGGCGCACCAAUCCGACGCCGUUGGGCUCGUGGCAACCCACUUUAUGGAUAUCUGGCGCCGGCGCACCAAUCCGACGCCGUUGGAACCAUGGCAACCCAUUUUAUGGAUAUCUGGCGCCGGCGCACCAAUCCGACGCCGUUGGGCCUCGUGGCAACCCACUUUAUGGAUAUCUGGCGCCGGCGCACCAAUCCGACGCCGUUGGGCUCCUGGCAACCCACUUUAUGGAUAUCUGGCGCCGGCGCACCAAUCCGACGCCGUUGGGCUCGUGGCAACCCACUUUAUGGAUAUCUGGCCCCGGCGCACCAAUCCGACGCCGUUGGGCUCGUGGCAACCCACUUUAUGGAUAUCUGGCGCCGGCGCACCAAUCCGACGCCGUUGGGCUCGUGGCAACCCACUUUAUGGAUAUCUGGCCCCGGCGCACCAAUCCGACGCCGUUGGGCUCGUGGCAACCCACUUUAUGGAUAUCUGGCGCCGGCGCACCAAUCCGACGCCGUUGGGCUCGUGGCAACCCACUUUAUGGAUAUCUGGCGCCGGCGCACCAAUCCGACGCCGUUGGGCUCCUGGCAACCCACUUUAUGGAUAUCUGGCGCCGGCGCACCAAUCCGACGCCGUUGGGCUCGUGGCAACCCACUUUAUGGAUAUCUGGCGCCGGCGCACCAAUCCGACGCCGUUGGGCUCGUGGCAACCCAUUUUAUGGAUAUCUGGCGCCGGCGCACCAAUCCGACGCCGUUGGGCUCGUGGCAACCCACUUUAUGGAUAUCUGGCGCCGGCGCACCAAUCCGACGCCGGUGGGACCGUGGCAACCCACUUUUUUAUGGAUAUCUGGCGCCGGCGCACCAAUCCGACGCCGUUGGGCUCCUGGCAACCCACUUUAUGGAUAUCUGGCGCCGGCGCACCAAUCCGACGCCGUUGGGCUCGUGGCAACCCACUUUAUGGAUAUCUGGCGCCGGCGCACCAAUCCGACGCCGUUGGGCUCGUGGCAACCCACUUUAUGGAUAUCUGGCGCCGGCGCACCAAUCCGACGCCGUUGGGCUCGUGGCAACCCACUUUAUGGAUAUCUGGCGCCGGCGCACCAAUCCGACGCCGUUGGGCUCGUGGCAACCCACUUUAUGGAUAUCUGGCGCCGGCGCACCAAUCCGACGCCGUUGGGCUCGUGGCAACCCACUUUAUGGAUAUCUGGCGCCGGCGCACCAAUCCGACGCCGUUGGGCUCGUGGCAACCCACUUUAUGGAUAUCUGGCGCCGGCGCACCAAUCCGACGCCGGUGGAACCAUCGCACCCCAUUUUAUGGAUAUCUGGCGCCGGCGCACCAAUCCGACGCCGUUGGGCUCGUGGCAACCCACUUUAUGGAUAUCUGGCGCCGGCGCACCAAUCCGACGCCGUUGGGCUCGUGGCAACCCACUUUAUGGAUAUCUGGCGCCGGCGCACCAAUCCGACGCCGUUGGGCUCGUGGCAACCCACUUUAUGGAUAUCUGGCGCCGGCGCACCAAUCCGACGCCGUUGGGCUCGUGGCAACCCACUUUAUGGAUAUCUGGCGCCGGCGCACCAAUCCGACGCCGUUGGGCUCCUGGCAACCCACUUUAUGGAUAUCUGGCGCCGGCGCACCAAUCCGACGCCGUUGGGCUCGUGGCAACCCACUUUAUGGAUAUCUGGCGCCGGCGCACCAAUCCGACGCCGUUGGGCUCAUGGGCACCCACUUUAUGGAUAUCUGGCCCCCGCCGCACCAAUCCGACGCCGUUGGGCUCGUGGCAACCCACUUUAUGGAUAUCUGGCGCCGGCGCACCAAUCCGACGCGGAACCCACUUUAUGGAUAUCUGGCGCCGGCGCACCAAUCCGACGCCGUUGGGGCUCGUGGCAACUCACUUUAUGGAUAUCUGGCCUCCGCUCACCAAUCCGACGCCGUUGGGCUCGUGGCAACCCACUUUAUGGAUAUCUGGCGCCGGCGCACCAAUACGACGCCGUUGGAACCAUCGCACCUCAUUUUAUGGAUAUCUGGCGCCGGCGCACCAAUCCGACGCCGAUGGGCUCGUGGCAACCCACUUUAUGGAUAUCUGGCGCCGGCGCACCAAUCCGACGCCGUUGGGCUCGUGGCAACCCACUUUAUGGAUAUCUGGCCCCGGCGCACCAAUCCGACGCCGUUGGGCUCGUGGCAACCCACUUUAUGGAUAUCUGGCGCCGGCGCACCAAUCCGACGCCGUUGGGCUCGUGGCAACCCACUUUAUGGAUAUCUGGCGCCGGCGCACCAAUCCGACGCCGAUGGGCUCGUGGCAACCCACUUUAUGGAUAUCUGGCGCCGGCGCACCAAUCCGACGCCGUUGGGCUCGUGGCAACCCACUUUAUGGAUAUCUGGCGCCGGCGCACCAAUCCGACGCCGUUGGGCUCGUGGCAACCCACUUUAUGGAUAUCUGGCCCCGGCGCACCAAUCCGACGCCGUUGGGCUCGUGGCAACCCACUUUAUGGAUAUCUGGCGCCGGCGCACCAAUCCGACGCCGUUGGGCUCGUGGCAACCCACUUUAUGGAUAUCUGGCCCCGGCGCACCAAUCCGACGCCGUUGGGCUCCUGGCAACCCACUUUAUGGAUAUCUGGCGCCGGCGCACCAAUCCGACGCCGUUGGGCUCGUGGCAACCCACUUUAUGGAUAUCUGGCGCCGGCGCACCAAUCCGACGCCGUUGGGCUCGUGGCAACCCACUUUAUGGAUAUCUGGCGCCGGCGCACCAAUCCGACGCCGUUGGGCUCGUGGCAACCCAUUUUAUGGAUAUCUGGCCCCGGCGCACCAAUCCGACGCCGAUGGGCUCGUGGCAACCCACUUUAUGGAUAUCUGGCGCCGGCGCACCAAUCCGACGCCGUUGGGCUCGUGGCAACCCACUUUAUGGAUAUCUGGCGCCGGCGCACCAAUCCGACGCCGUUGGGCUCGUGGCAACCCACUUUAUGGAUAUCUGGCCCCGGCGCACCAAUCCGACGCCGUUGGGCUCGUGGCAACCCACUUUAUGGAUAUCUGGCGCCGGCGCACCAAUCCGACGCCGUUGGGCUCGUGGCAACCCACUUUAUGGAUAUCUGGCCCCGGCGCACCAAUCCGACGCCGUUGGGCUCGUGGCAACCCACUUUAUGGAUAUCUGGCGCCGGCGCACCAAUCCGACGCCGGUGGAACCAUCGCACCCCAUUUUAUGGAUAUCUGGCCCCGGCGCACCAAUCCGACGCCGUUGGGCUCGUGGCAACCCACUUUAUGGAUAUCUGGCGCCGGCGCACCAAUCCGACGCCGUUGGGCUCGUGGCAACCCACUUUAUGGAUAUCUGGCCUCCGCGCACCAAUCCGACGCCGUUGGGCUCGUGGCAACCCACUUUAUGGAUAUCUGGCGCCGGCGCACCAAUCCGACGCCGUUGGGCUCGUGGCAACCCACUUUAUGGAUAUCUGGCGCCGGCGCACCAAUCCGACGCCGUUGGGCUCGUGGCAACCCACUUUAUGGAUAUCUGGCGCCGGCGCACCAAUCCGACGCCGUUGGGCUCGUGGCAACCCACUUUAUGGAUAUCUGGCGCCGGCGCACCAAUCCGACGCCGUUGGGCUCGUGGCAACCCACUUUAUGGAUAUCUGGCGCCGGCGCACCAAUCCGACGCCGUUGGGGCUCGUGGCAACUCACUUUAUGGAUAUCUGGCCUCCGCUCACCAAUCCGACGCCGUUGGGCUCGUGGCAACCCACUUUAUGGAUAUCUGGCGCCGGCGCACCAAUCCGACGCCGUUGGAACCAUCGCAACCCAUUUUAUGGAUAUCUGGCCCCGGCGCACCAAUCCGACGCCGUUGGGCUCGUGGCAACCCACUUUAUGGAUAUCUGGCCCCGGCGCACCAAUCCGACGCCGUUGGGCUCGUGGCAACCCACUUUAUGGAUAUCUGGCGCCGGCGCACCAAUCCGACGCCGGUGGAACCAUCCCACCCCAUUUUAUGGAUAUCUGGCGCCGGCGCACCAAUCCGACGCCGGUGGAACCAUCGCACCCCAUUUUAUGGAUAUCUGGCGCCGGCGCACCAAUCCGACGCCGGCGGAAUCAUCCCACCCCAUUUUAUGGAUAUCUGGCCCCGGCGCACCAAUCCGACGCCGUUGGGCUCGUGGCAACCCACUUUAUGGAUAUCUGGCGCCGGCGCACCAAUCCGACGCCGUUGGGGCUCGUGGCAACUCACUUUAUGGAUAUCUGGCCUCCGCUCACCAAUCCGACGCCGAUGGGCUCGUGGCAACCCACUUUAUGGAUAUCUGGCGCCGGCGCACCAAUCCGACGCCGUUGGGCUCCUGGCAACCCAUUUUAUGGAUAUCUGGUGCCGGCGCACCAAUCCGACGCCGUUGGGGCUCGUGGCAACUCACUUUAUGGAUAUCUGGCGCCGGCGCACCAAUCCGACGCCGUUGGGCUCGUGGCAACCCACUUUAUGGAUAUCUGGCGCCGGCGCACCAAUCCGACCCUGGUGUACCCUUCGAACCCUAUUUUAUGGAUAUCUGGCGCCGGCGCACCAAUCCGACGCCGUUGGGCUCGUGGCAACCCACUUUAUGGAUAUCUGGCGCCGGCGCACCAAUCCGACGCCGUUGGGCUCGUGGCAACCCACUUUAUGGAUAUCUGGCGCCGGCGCACCAAUCCGACGCCGUUGGGCUCCUGGCAACCCAUUUUAUGGAUAUCUGGCCCUGGCGCACCAAUCCGACGCCGUUGGGCUCGUGGCAACCCACUUUAUGGAUAUCUGGCGCCGGCGCACCAAUCCGACGCCGUUGGGCUCGUGGCAACCCAUUUUAUGGAUAUCUGGCCCCGGCGCACCAAUCCGACGCCGCAAUCCGACGCCGUUGGGCUCGUGGCAACCCACUUUAUGGAUAUCUGGCGCCGGCGCACCAAUCCGACGCCGUUGGGCUCGUGGCAACCCACUUUAUGGAUAUCUGGCGCCGGCGCACCAAUCCGACGCCGUUGGGCUCGUGGCAACCCACUUUAUGGAUAUCUGGCGCCGGCGCACCAAUCCGACGCCGGUGGGCUCGUGGCAACCCACUUUAUGGAUAUCUGGCCUCCGCUCACCAAUCCGACGCCGAUGGGCUCGUGGCAACCCACUUUAUGGAUAUCUGGUCCUGGCGCGGCAAUCCGACGCCGUUGGGCUCGUGGCAACCCACUUUAUGGAUAUCUGGCCUCCGCUCACCAAUCCGACCCUGGUGUACCCUUCGAACCCUAUUUUAUGGAUAUCUGGCCCCGGCGCACCAAUCCGACGCCGGUGGAACCAUCGCACCCCAUUUUAUGGAUAUCUGGCGCCGGCGCACCAAUCCGACGCCGUUGGGCUCGUGGCAACUCACUUUAUGGAUAUCUGGCCUCCGCUCACCAAUCCGACGCCGAUGGGCUCGUGGCAACCCACUUUAUGGAUAUCUGGCGCCGGCGCACCAAUCCGACGCCGGUGGAACCAUCGCACCCCAUUUUAUGGAUAUCUGGCGCCGGCGCACCAAUCCGACGCCGUUGGGCUCGUGGCAACCUCACUUUAUGGAUAUCUGGCCCCGGCGCACCAAUCCGACGCCGUUGGGCUCGUGGCAACCCACUUUAUGGAUAUCUGGCUCCGGAGCACCAAUCCGACGCCGGUGGAACAAUCGCACCCCAUUUUAUGGAUAUCUGGGGCAGCCGCACCUAUCCGACGCCGUUAUGCUCGUGGCAACCUCUCUUUAUGGAUAUCUGGCCCCCGCGCACCAAUCCGACGCCCUUAGAUUCUUCGCAGCCCAUAUUAUUGCUUUCUGGCUUAUAG
This is a messenger RNA of Necator americanus (New World hookworm), 44307 nucleotides long. RefSeq lists its product as uncharacterized. The coding region runs from base 1 to 44307 and encodes 14768 amino acids. The transcript has 5 exons. Lineage: Eukaryota; Metazoa; Nematoda; Chromadorea; Rhabditida; Ancylostomatidae. The record is from RefSeq and is a predicted model, not a curated record.